UAGAAGACACAUUCAUCAAACCCGGAAGCGUUCCUGAAUCGCCCGUACUGCUAUUCAUUCAGGCUGCUGAGAUUUACUUCAGUUACUGUUAACAUAUCCGUUCUUACCGAGCGCCUGAUAUAUUCUCUUGUAGAUAGACUAAAGAAGAGCAAGCAUGGCUGGUCGGCUACCGGCUUGUGUUGUUGACUGUGGCACGGGGUACACAAAGCUUGGUUAUGCAGGGAAUACAGAACCACAGUUCAUCAUACCUUCAUGUAUCGCAAUCAAAGAAUCAGCCAAGGUUGGAGACCAGGCCCAGCGAAGGAUGAUGAAGGGAGUCGAUGACCUGGACUUCUUCAUCGGGGACGAAGCCAUCGACAAACCAUCAUAUGCAACAAAGUGGCCCAUCCGUCAUGGAAUAGUGGAGGACUGGGACCUGAUGGAGAGAUUCAUGGAGCAGAUCAUCUUCAAGUAUCUGCGGGCAGAACCUGAAGACCACUACUUUCUUUUGACAGAGCCUCCCCUCAACACACCAGAAAACAGAGAGUACACAGCAGAGAUCAUGUUCGAGUCCUUCAAUGUGCCGGGUCUCUACAUCGCUGUUCAGGCUGUCCUGGCGCUGGCUGCCUCCUGGACAUCCAGACAGGUGGGGGAGCGGACGCUGACUGGGACGGUGAUUGACAGCGGAGACGGAGUCACACACGUCAUCCCAGUGGCUGAAGGCUACGUCAUUGGUAGCUGCAUCAAGCACAUCCCCAUCGCUGGCCGAGACAUCACGUACUUCACCCAACAGCUGCUGAGGGAGCGGGAGGUGGGGAUACCUCCAGAACAAUCCCUGGAGACGGCUAAAGCUGUCAAGGAGCGGUACAGCUACGUGUGCCCUGACCUGGUUAAGGAGUUCAACAAGUACGACACAGACGGCUCCAAGUGGAUCAAACAGUACACCGGCAUCAACUCCAUCUCAAAGAAAGAGUUCACCAUCGAUGUUGGCUACGAGCGCUUCCUGGGGCCCGAGAUCUUCUUCCACCCUGAGUUCGCUAACCCAGACUUCACCCAGCCGAUCUCAGAGGUGGUGGACGAAGUGAUCCAGAACUGCCCCAUCGAUGUCAGACGCCCUCUGUACAAGAAUAUCGUGCUGUCCGGAGGCUCCACCAUGUUCAGGGACUUCGGCAGACGCAUGCAGAGGGACCUGAAGAGGACUGUGGACGCACGGCUGAAGAUGAGUGAGGAGCUGAGCGGCGGCAAGUUGAAGGUGAGGACACAUGACGUCUUUU
Molecule: messenger RNA, 1253 nt
Organism: Notothenia coriiceps (black rockcod)
Lineage: Eukaryota; Metazoa; Chordata; Actinopteri; Perciformes; Nototheniidae
Gene: actr3
Product: actin related protein 3
Exons: 10
Source: RefSeq, a predicted model, not a curated record